GAACAGAGUGGCAGUAACAGACCGGUGCGCUGUGCCGCUGCACUUUGUGUAGUUUCUGAACUUUGUUCUAAGUUUGUGUCGCUGUUUCAGUGAAAUGUCGCCGUGUGUUCAGCAGCUGCUGUUUUCCGUCAUGGAGGAAUUUACGAUGAGCGCGAAGACGGAAAUCCGCCAGAGACUGAAACCCGGAGCCUCACAGACCCAGGUCAGUCCACCACAGACCCAGGAGGAGCUGCUGGCUGUCAUCAGGAGUUUGUGUGAUGCUCUGCUGCAGGAGCUGAGGAGGCUGCUGGAGGAGAAGCAGGAGCAGGAAGCCUGCAAACACUUCAUCCUUCCUAAGUCGCUUCCUGACCCGGCUGAUGUCUCCUCGGACAGGUCGUCCCAGACUCCACCUCGGCAGGACUCCGCCCCCCCUGCAGCAGAGGCAGACGCUCAGGUGGAUGUGAAAAGCCGAUCGGAGCAGAGUCCUGCGGCCGGCGGCAGACGGACCUUCAGCUGCAGCGUCUGCGGUAAAGGCUUCUCUGCCCGCAGCAGCGUCAGAGUCCAUCAGCUCACCGUCCACAGCAAGCAGCGGCCGUUCAGGUGUUCGCACUGCGGGAAGCAGUUCGGCACCCGCAGCCAGCUCCGGACGCACCAGAAGGCCAGCGGCCUCCCGCUCGCAUGUUCGGCCUGCGGAGAGACGCUGGCGGCGAGUUGCAGCCUCAGAAGACACAGGCUGACCUGUCAGAGGACAGACAGGAAGUUCAGGUGUGCAGACUGUGGGAAAGAGUUCUCCAAACACAGUUACCUGUCUGCUCAUCAGAAAGUCCACCUGAAGGACAAACCGUUUAAAUGUCCGAUCUGUGAGAAAGGAUUCACAACGCGCCGCAGUGUCCACGUCCACCAGCAGACUGUCCACAGAGGACUGAAGCCUUUCACCUGCAGCGUCUGCAGGAAGACGUUCAGCCAGCAGAGCGGUCUCAGAGCGCACCUGAGGACGCACACAGGUGAGCGGCCCCACACCUGCGAGCAGUGCGGGAACAGCUUCUCCAGCAGGAGCAGUCUGUCGGUCCACCGCCGUGUCCACACCGGAGAGAAGGCCUUUAGCUGCGACACCUGCGGGAAGAGCUUCAGCGUGUCGGCCAACCUGUGCCGGCACCGCCUCGUGCACUCAGGCCUCCGGGCCUUCAGCUGCGACGUGUGCGGCCGCAGCUUCACGCAGGCCGGGCACCUGAAGGCGCACCGCGCCGUGCACAGCGGAGGGUGGGCGUUCAUUUGCAACGCCUGCGGGAAAGGCUUCAGACAGCGCGGCGCGCUGCUGCUGCACGAGAGGAGCCACAGCGGCAUCAAACCGUACCGCUGCAGCGACUGCGGAAAGAACUUCUCCUCGUCCACAUCACUGAAACGCCACCGGCUGACGCACAGCGCGCUGAGGGCUCACACCUGUGACGCGUGCGGGAAAAGCUUCACCAGCGCCCGGGUCCUGAAGACGCACCUGCAGCUGCACGGUGGCAGCAAACGCUUCUCCUGCGACGUGUGCGGCCGCGGCUACAGCUCGCUGAGCUACCUGAAGACGCACCGGCGCAGCCACUCGGAGGGGAAGCCGUUCGCCUGCGCUCAGUGCGACAAAACCUUCUCCACGCAGGCGAGUGUGACCCUGCACCAGCGCACACACAGCGGGGAGAAGCCGUUCGUCUGCGAGGUCUGCGGGAAAAACUUCAGCGUGUCGCAGAACCUCGUCAGACACAAACGCAUCCACAGCGGAGAGAAGCCGUUCGAGUGCAGCAUCUGUGGGAAGAGAUUCAGUCAGAACAACAACCUGAAGACGCACCAGCUCGUUCACACGGGACAGAAACCCUUCAGCUGCCCGUCCUGCAGCCGGAGCUUCUCCUCCAGGAGGAGCCUCAGGGAGCACAGAGGAGGAAACAGCUGAGCUGAGCGUGAACACGGGAAACAGACUGUGAGUUAUUGGAGGGAAGGAAAGAAGGAAGAGAUGUUUGUGGUAAAUCUCAUGUUCAGUGUUGCAGUUUCUGAGUUUCUGUUCAGUCUUGUCUACAAUGAUCCGUCUCUAUCGCGUGACUGUGUUUAAUGUCCCACUCUGCUUCAGAUCCAUGUUGGAUCCAUAUUCUCUGCAGACUGUGAUGAAACAGCUGUUUGCUCCUGUGCUCUGUCUCCUAUCACAGCUGUAACCUGCUGAGGACACAGUGUCCACUCACUGUUCUGGGAUCUGAAUGCUGUCCCUCUAACAUCGUCCACUUCCUGUUUGUAUCAUGUUCUAUAUGCUGCAUGUCCU
Molecule: messenger RNA, 2269 nt
Organism: Toxotes jaculatrix (banded archerfish)
Lineage: Eukaryota; Metazoa; Chordata; Actinopteri; Toxotidae
Product: oocyte zinc finger protein XlCOF6-like
Exons: 3
Coding region: 95-1909 (604 amino acids)
Biological process (GO): negative regulation of transcription by RNA polymerase II
Cellular component (GO): nucleus
Molecular function (GO): RNA polymerase II transcription regulatory region sequence-specific DNA binding; DNA-binding transcription repressor activity, RNA polymerase II-specific
Source: RefSeq, a predicted model, not a curated record